This is a messenger RNA of Neoarthrinium moseri, 1086 nucleotides long. RefSeq lists its product as uncharacterized. Lineage: Eukaryota; Fungi; Ascomycota; Sordariomycetes; Amphisphaeriales; Apiosporaceae. The coding region runs from base 1 to 1086 and encodes 361 amino acids. Gene Ontology annotation, biological process: alcohol metabolic process. Gene Ontology annotation, molecular function: zinc ion binding; alcohol dehydrogenase (NADP+) activity. The transcript has 3 exons. The record is from RefSeq and is a predicted model, not a curated record.
AUGUCUUCCGUGGCUGCCGAGUACAAGUUUGAGGGAUGGCAGGCUCUCGAUGCCUCCGCCGCCGAAGGUAACAUGGUAUGGCAGGAGUUCCAGCCGAAGACGUGGGAGGAAGACGACGUCGAUAUCAAGAUCACCCACUCCGGUAUCUGCGGAAGUGACAUUCACACACUGAGAAGCGGUUGGGGCGCGACCGCUUAUCCGUGCACAGUAGGCCACGAGAUCGUUGGCACUGCCGUUAGAGUAGGCCCCAAGGCCAAGAAUGGCAUCAAGGUUGGCGACCGCGUUGGUGUCGGUGCCCAAGCAGACUCUUGCCUGGGCCGUGAUGGACACUGCGACGACUGUGCUGCUGAGGAAGAGAACUACUGCUCCGGAUGGGUUCCCACGUAUAAUGCGAAGCACUUCAACGGUGAUGCGACACAAGGUGGAUACGCCACCUACCACCGCACCAAGUCUCAUUUUGUCGUCAAGAUCCCUGAGGGAGUUGAUUCGGCCGAGGCUGCGCCCAUGUUGUGCGGUGGUGUCACCGUGUUCCAUCCCCUGAAGAGCUAUAAUACCGGACCUGGAAUGCGCGUCGGUAUCGUUGGUGUGGGAGGUCUGGGCCACUACGGCGUCAUCUUCGCCAAGGCCAUGGGUGCCGAGGUUGUUGGUAUCUCGCGGAAGGUAUCGAAGCGCGAGGAGGUUCUUUCGCUCGGUGCCGAUGACUACAUCGCUACUGAUGACGACAAGGACUGGGUCGCCAAGAACCACCGCAGCCUCGAUCUUAUUAUCUCCACCGUUGCCUCAUCCAAAGUGCCGAUCAAUGAUUACUUCAAGCUUCUUAAGAAGCAGGCAAGCUUCGUCCAGGUCGGUAUACCGGAGGAUGGAGCAUUUCCCAUCGCGGGUCCCUCCGUUGUGUUCGGACGCAACAAGUUCACCGGAUCUUUGAUAGGAUCUCCUAACGAUCUUCGAGACAUGUUGGAGCUGGUUGCAAAGAAGAGCCUCAAGGGCAUGGUGCAACAGCGAUCUAUGAAGGAUGCCAACCAGGCUGUCCAAGAUCUCGAGGCUGGAAAAGCCCGAUAUAGAUAUGUGCUGGUCAACGAAACGUAA